ACGACCAAUCACAAGUCUUUGCAUGAACAAAGAGGCGCAGACGACAACCAAUAGAAAUGUGUUUUGAGAUGACAGUGGAAAACAUGGCGCUCUACAUAGCUCGAGUUUACAGGAGGGAAUCUACUCAGAUUGCCCAGAGGCUUCUGGUGGCAGCAUGGCAGCAGGGUAGUUGGCGAGCCCACCAUACCCCUGGCACAUCUCUGAAAUACAUCCCACGACGGGCUGUCCUCUACGUCCCAGGCAACGACGAGCGCAAACUUAGGAAGCUCACCUCUCUGAACGUUGACUGUGCUGUUCUGGACUGUGAGGACGGCGUCGCCCUUAACAAGAAGGCAGAGGCACGGGAAACUAUCCCGAAGAUGCUGGCUGAGCUGAAUCUGGGGCGCACUGAAAAAUGUGUGCGGGUGAACUCUGUGUCCAGCGGCCUGGCGGACGCUGAUCUGGAGGUCAUCCUACAGGCAGAGGUCCUGCCCCCUGCACUCAUGCUGCCUAAGGUGGAGGACACAGAGGAAGUACAGUGGUUUGUUGACAGAUUUCAGCAGCGCUUAAAAGGCCGGAUGCUGACAGAACCUGUUCGCUUAGUAACCUUUGUGGAAACUGCUGUUGGGUUGCUGAAUUUUAAGGCUGUGUGUGAGGCGGCUCGGGAGCUCGGACCCAAAGUUGGUCUGCAUCAUGACGGAGUAGUCUUCGGCUCUGAUGAUUUCUGUGCCAGUAUAGGUGCGACACGGACUAAGGACGCUCGAGAGCUGCUGUAUGCUCGUCAGAAAGUGGUGGUCACCACCAAAGCCUUUGGCUUGCAGGCUAUCGACCUGGUGUAUAUCGACUACCAGGAUGUAGAAGGUCUGCGGCAGCAGGCUAGAGAGGGUGCACUCAUGGGCUUUACUGGGAAGCAAGUCAUCCACCCAAACCAAAUCAAGGUUGUCCAAGAGGAAUUCUCACCAAGUCCAGACCGUGUUAAUUGGGCCACAGAGUUAAUCGCUGCAUUUGAGGAGCACCAGAAGCUAGGAAAGGGUGCGUUCACCUUCCGUGGCAGCAUGAUUGACAUGCCAUCGUUAAAGCAGGCUCAGAACAUCGUCACCUUGGCCAGAGCCGUCAUGGGCAAGUGAGCCAAACUGGGCAGCCAUAUCUGUCACUGUGCGGGACAUCGGACAAAAAACUGUUAACCUCAGACAGAUGCGUGCCCUCUCAGACCAUUAACUGUGGCUCAUCUACUGCUCUAUAAGGCUGUUCUGCAUGGCCUGAUGGGAAUGUCUUCAAUGUCAAAGAAGUGAUUAUGAGAAUGGUUUGCUGAAAUUCAAUUUUGUAAUGACACAAAUGUUCUAGGUAACUAAACUUUCCUUGUAUUCACACAGGGGCUUUUUUAUUUUAGGUACGGCUACAUAUGUGUACAAUUACUCACCCAUUACUAUUAAUAGAGACCAGAAAGACAUUUGUUCAAUCUUAAGCUGUCCACACUUGAUGUAUUGUGAUCUGCAUGCUGUGAUGUUUUUCUGCUCAUCACAGUUGUUUAGAGUGGUUAAUUAAAUAACAAUAACCUUC
Molecule: messenger RNA, 1539 nt
Organism: Tachysurus fulvidraco (yellow catfish)
Lineage: Eukaryota; Metazoa; Chordata; Actinopteri; Siluriformes; Bagridae
Gene: clybl
Product: citrate lyase beta like
Exons: 8
Coding region: 57-1106 (349 amino acids)
Biological process (GO): regulation of cobalamin catabolic process
Molecular function (GO): (S)-citramalyl-CoA lyase activity
Source: RefSeq, a predicted model, not a curated record